CAGGAAAACCUGAAUAGGGGCGAGCUUCCUCACCUGUCUCACCUUACCUGUUCAAACAAACGGCUCCGUUCGAAACUCUACCCCAACCGAAUUCACCGAAUUCCACCAGGAAACCAAACGCAAAUGAUAGUUAGAAAAGGUGGUCUAAACAAAGUAUUUGUUAGGCCUAUCUCCAAGCCAAUUUAGAGACAUGGAGCCGACGUACCGCGGUCUAGGGCGCUGUUCCUGCGCCUUUUGGUUGGCAGUGUCCUUCGACAUAUUCGGACUGCUCGUUCUUUUGAUCGGUGUUUUUGCGGACAUAUUCUUCUAUGACUUUUUAAUCUACGCCGGGGCCAUCAUCAUCUUCCUCAGCCUCGUCUGGUGGGUGUUCUGGUACACGGGCAACAUCGAGGUCCCCCCGGAGGAGCUGGAGGAUGACGUCGGGCUCUUGAAGAAGGAGCGGGGCAUCGCAGGUGCGGUGAGGCGGUUAUCCAGCCGUCUCUCCAACAGUGUCAGGAACUCUCUGCGGCGGAAUGGAGGCCCCCCCCGCGGGGUCGCGAGAAGGACAGGGACCGGGCUGUCUACGACGCACAUGAGGGAUGCCCAACAGCAACCGAAGCCCCCGCCUGUCGUAUUGACGAUGGGGCCGCUUUAUGAGGACAUGCACACGGUGUCUGCAUCCGUGGACACUGACAUACCUGUCCCACACACAGCUACAGAGACCUCGGCCAUAUGAUGCGCAAUGCGCACAAGGUUAGCCUAAUAUUUCCAAUCGGUCAUUAAGCCAUUUAGGCUAUAGUCUAGGGAUACAUUUUGUUAUUGGAUAGGCCUAAUUUUCAUUAAACAUGUGCAUGGAUUAUAGGUUUUAUAGGCCAACUUCAUUCUAGGCUAUUGUUUUUGCUUGAUAAUAGCCCACAACUUUGAUCCACAAAAUGGAUUCAGUAGGCUAUAAUGUUCCUUAUAAUACAAUUAAAUGACAAUGUGUUUCAGUGAAUGAGGAAAGAAACUGUGUGAUCUAAUGGAAACAGACUUCCUUUAUCUUUCUGUUAACCAUUAACGUCAUUGAAUGGCAGUGCACGCCUAAAGACAAGCCCUGCUCAAACAAUAAAACUGUUUCUGAGAGGGCGAAAUAGAGCUGCUGCUACAUGAAACAAAGAAACGUAGGUUGACCAGGAAUUGUCUAUCUUAGGAGUUAGGACACAUUUUUGACAUCGAUCUAAACUGAUGUAAGCUACAGUAUGACUGUAUGUUGCAACUAUGACAUCAUGAGGUGACCAUAUAUUUUGUCCAACAGAAGUUAGAGGCUUGGCAGCACUGAACCCCAUAAGGACAUUUCACUUGUCCAUCUCACAAUGUUUACAAGUACAUUUCGUUUUUAAUAUUGUCCUAUGAGCUUUUUUAUUUGAAACAUUAUGCUCCUCAGUGAGGACUUUUUGUUUGUUUUAUAUUAAUUUUGUGAAUACUUUGUGGAUAAUUGAUGCAAUACUUUGAUAACAGAGAUUUUCUAGCAAAUAUGUCAGACUUUAAUUUUUAGGUCUAAGUGCUACUGAGAAGGUGCUUGUGAACUUGACCUGGCACCUGUAUUCUACAUCCCCGUCCACAGUGGUGAUAAGCAAUAUAGCACAUUAACGACCUUUGUACCCUAUGGAUUUCCCUACCUUUAUUCAUACAGACAUUACUUUUGUAUGUCCAUAUGGCUGCCUCAUCAUGCUUUAUGAUUCCGAAGGUGAAAACAAAACCUUUUACCUAUUUGUAUUUCCAACUGACAAUUCUCAGAUUUUUGCCAAACACAGUACCUACACAUUGACUAGAAUAACAUAUGAGUGUUACUGUGUGGAAUGACAACACUUUGAUUAUCUACAAUAGGGUAGCUUAGACCUUGACACCUUGUUACUCCACACAAUAAAGUAUGGGAGCGGUGUACUGUACUAUGUUUUUGAGCUUCAGUCAGGGUCCUUUUAUCCCAUUGACAGUGAUUAUAUGAGGAACUGCAAAGUUUUUUUUAAUGGCUGAGCGGUACUACAGAUGUAGGAUCUUAAUUUGAUCACCUGGUUGCAGGAGAACUUUCCUGGUUUAAGAAGGCUUCUGAAGUUUGUAAUUUUCACUUUGAAAUGUCAAACUUGUCCAUUAAUUAUAAUCCACAUAACAAUUCACAUUUCUUGUUGCUGCAGGAUUAUUUUCCUGCUGUAGCAAAUUUGCUGUAGCAAAUUAAGAUCCUACAUCUGUAGGCUACCCUGCCAAAUUUCAGGUGGCUGAAAUUUUGGACAUUUUACAUAUACUACAUGAUAGACUUUUGUAUGAAGAAAUAAUCCCACAGAUCUCAAAUCAUUAGUCACCAAACAAAUGAUCAAUCACAAACAAACGCUUUGUCAGUCAGCAACAGUGGCGACCUGUCGUUCAGGGCAGGUGGUGCUUUUGAGCCCCACAUUUAUAGCAAAAAAAAGCCGUUUUUUGGGGGGGUUGCCUAUUUUGGUAUUAAUACGUGUCACAUAUCAGUUUGCAAACAAUGUAAAAAAUAAAAUAAAAAUAAUCAUAAUAAUCAUUGAGUUAAUAAAGCUGCAUACAAACAUG
Molecule: messenger RNA, 2550 nt
Organism: Salvelinus fontinalis (brook trout)
Lineage: Eukaryota; Metazoa; Chordata; Actinopteri; Salmoniformes; Salmonidae
Product: transmembrane protein 238-like
Exons: 1
Coding region: 191-715 (174 amino acids)
Source: RefSeq, a predicted model, not a curated record